Molecule: messenger RNA, 432 nt
Organism: Danaus chrysippus (African queen)
Lineage: Eukaryota; Metazoa; Arthropoda; Insecta; Lepidoptera; Nymphalidae
Source: the annotation of a GenBank genome assembly
UUGCGCACAACGUUCAGGCCGCUCUGCUGCGCUGUACGGAGUGGUUUUGAGAACCCUGCUGAGAAAACUGCACAGGAAGCGCCAACUACACCAGUUGGAUCCACUGAAAUACCUAAAGAUCUGCCAUCUACCAAAACACCUCAAUUUCACCCGAUACCUAUUAAUAAUAAUUUUUCUUUCCAAGAUAAUGAUUUGAUGCCUACGAAUGACGAAAAUCUUCCACCACCAGAGAGCGUUUAUCUAAAUCCUAAACCCGGAUGUUCAUGGAUGCCCGAUUCUCCUCCACGUACCAUUGCCAACACAAAUUUUUCAAUUACGUCUCCAAAAGAUCUGAUUCCGUUGCCUAAAAUCAAUUCUGUAAUGAAAAGAGUUAUAAAGAAGCGCGGAAAAACCGCAAUCCUUACCGCCUCACCUUAUAAGAUUGAAUUAUAG